Nomascus leucogenys (northern white-cheeked gibbon) is the source of this 2646-nucleotide messenger RNA. RefSeq names its product phosphoenolpyruvate carboxykinase 1 (gene PCK1). Gene Ontology annotation, cellular component: mitochondrion; cytosol. Gene Ontology annotation, molecular function: manganese ion binding; GTP binding; phosphoenolpyruvate carboxykinase (GTP) activity. NCBI's taxonomy places the organism in Eukaryota, Metazoa, Chordata, Mammalia, Primates, Hylobatidae. Gene Ontology annotation, biological process: gluconeogenesis; response to starvation; propionate catabolic process. The record is from RefSeq and is a predicted model, not a curated record.
GCACGGCCCUCCCACUGGGAGCACAAACUCGCCGGCGGGAAGAACCUGGAAAGAAACCUGUGGAUCUCCCUUCGAGAUCGUCCAAAGAGAAGAAAGGUGACCUCACAUUCGUGUCCCUUAGCAGCACUCUGCAGAAAUGCCUCCUCAGCUGCAGAACGGCCUGAACCUCUCAGCCAAAGUUGUCCAAGGAAGCCUGGACAGCCUGCCCCAGGCAGUGAGGGAGUUUCUCGAGAAUAACGCUGAGCUGUGUCAGCCUGAUCACAUCCACAUCUGUGAUGGCUCUGAGGAGGAGAAUGGGAGGCUUCUAGGCCAGAUGGAGGAGGAGGGCAUCCUCAGGCGGCUGAAGAAGUAUGACAACUGCUGGUUGGCUCUCACUGACCCCAGGGAUGUGGCCAGGAUUGAAAGCAAGACAGUUAUCGUCACCCAAGAGCAAAGAGACACAGUGCCCAUCCCCAAAACAGGCCUCAGCCAGCUCGGUCGCUGGAUGUCAGAGGAGGAUUUUGAGAAAGCGUUCAAUGCCAGGUUCCCAAGGUGCAUGAAAGGUCGCACCAUGUACGUCAUUCCAUUCAGCAUGGGGCCACUGGGCUCGCCUCUAUCGAAGAUCGGCAUCGAGCUGACGGAUUCGCCCUACGUGGUGGCCAGCAUGCGGAUUAUGACGCGGAUGGGCACGCCUGUCCUGGAAGCACUGGGCGAUGGGGAGUUUGUCAAAUGCCUCCAUUCUGUGGGGUGCCCUCUGCCUUUACAAAAGCCUUUGGUCAACAACUGGCCCUGCAACCCGGAGCUGACGCUCAUCGCCCACCUGCCUGACCGUAGAGAGAUCAUCUCCUUUGGCAGUGGGUACGGCGGGAACUCGCUGCUCGGGAAGAAGUGCUUUGCUCUCAGGAUGGCCAGCCGGCUGGCCAAGGAGGAAGGGUGGCUGGCAGAGCACAUGCUGAUCCUGGGUAUAACCAACCCUGAGGGUGAGAAGAAGUACCUGGCGGCCGCAUUUCCCAGUGCCUGCGGGAAGACCAACCUGGCCAUGAUGAACCCCAGCCUCCCCGGGUGGAAGGUUGAGUGCGUCGGGGAUGACAUUGCCUGGAUGAAGUUUGACGCACAAGGUCAUUUAAGGGCUAUCAACCCAGAAAAUGGCUUUUUCGGUGUCGCUCCUGGGACUUCUGUGAAGACUAACCCCAAUGCCAUCAAGACCAUCCAGAAGAACACCAUCUUUACCAACGUGGCCGAGACCAGCAACGGGGGCGUUUACUGGGAAGGCAUUGAUGAGCCGCUAGCUUCAGGCGUCACCAUCACUUCCUGGAAGAAUAAGGAGUGGAGCCCAGAGGAUGGAGAACCUUGUGCCCACCCCAACUCAAGGUUCUGCACCCCUGCCAGCCAGUGCCCCAUCAUUGAUGCUGCCUGGGAGUCUCCGGAAGGCGUUCCCAUUGAAGGCAUUAUCUUUGGAGGCCGUAGACCUGCUGGUGUCCCUCUAGUCUAUGAAGCUCUCAGCUGGCAACAUGGAGUCUUUGUGGGGGCGGCCAUGAGAUCAGAGGCCACAGCAGCUGCAGAACAUAAAGGCAAAAUCAUCAUGCACGACCCCUUUGCCAUGCGGCCUUUCUUUGGCUACAACUUUGGCAAAUACCUGGCCCACUGGCUUAGCAUGGCCCAGCACCCAGCAGCCAAACUGCCCAAGAUCUUCCAUGUCAACUGGUUCCGGAAGGACAAGGAAGGCAAAUUCCUCUGGCCAGGCUUUGGAGAGAACUCCAGGGUGCUGGAAUGGAUGUUCAACCGGAUCGAUGGGAAAGCCGGCGCCAAGCUCACGCCCAUAGGCUACAUCCCCAAGGAGGAUGCCCUGAACCUGAAAGGCCUGGGGCACAUCAACGUGAUGGAGCUCUUCAGCAUCUCCAAGGAAUUCUGGGAGAAGGAGGUGGAAGACAUCGAGAAGUAUCUGGAGGAUCAGGUCAAUGCUGACCUCCCCUGUGAAAUCGAGAGAGAGAUCCUUGCCUUGAAGCAAAGAAUAAGCCAGAUGUAAUCAGUGCCUGAGCGCUUUACCUUUAAAAUCAUCCCCUUUCCCAUCCAUAAGGUGCAGUAGGAGCAAGAGAGGGCAAGUUUUCCCAAAUUGACGCCACCAUAAUAAUCAUCACCACACCGUGAGCAGAUCUGAAAGGCACACUUUGAUUUUUUUAAGGAUAAGAACCACAGAACACUGGGUAGUAGCUAAUGAAAUUGAGAAGGGAAAUCUUAGCAUGCCUCCAAAAAUUCACACCCAAUGCAUAGUUUGUUCAAAUUUAAGAUUACUCAGGCAUUUGAUCUUUUUAGUGUUUUUUCACUUUAGCUAUGUGGAUUAGCUAGAAUGCACACCAAAAAAAAUACUUGAGCUGUAUAUAUAUAUAUGUGUGUGUGCAUGUGUGUGUGUGUGUGCAUGUAUGUCCACAUGUCUCUGUGUGGUAUAUUUGUGUAUGUGUAUUUGUAUGUACUGUUAUCAAAAAUAUAUUUAAUACCUUUGGAAAAAUCUUGGGCAAGAUGACCUACUAGUUUUCCUUGAAAAAAAGUUGCUUUGUUAUUAAUAUGUGUGCUUAAAUUAUUUUUAUACGUCAUUGUUCCUUACCUUUACAUAAUUGCAAUAUUUCCCCCUUACUACUUCUUGGAAAAAAAUUACAAAAUAAAGUUUUA